CCUUUUGAGAUUUCUCUUUCACUCCUACUUCCCUUCUCUGUUUCAGAAAAAUCCUUCAGGUGUGAAGCCAUCUCUUUAAAAAAAAAAAAAAUUGCUUUAUAUUUUAAGCAAGUCUUUCAUUUUUCCUUGUUCAUUUAAUUGUUUUCUGCUAUUAUACAGAUCCUAAAACGUGACGGAAAGAUUGGAGCUUUCAGCUUGCUACACCAUAUCUGAAAGAAGUCGUCCUUCAUCCUAACGAUCUCUCUCGUUCUCCAGGUCGCGUUCUCUGGCUCGACAUCCUUCUUCUGGUGUGAUGUAUAUCUUGUGCAACCCACAUGUCCUCCUGCAAAUGCAAAUUUUAUGGAGCUUCUUGUCAUGAGUGGUUCUUGUCUGCUGACUGUGGGUCGGAGCAUUCAUGAGUACAUGUUGAAGGUGGGAUUAACAGGGAAUUUGCAGGUUACGAAUGCACAGUGUAUCUUGAAGCAUGGUGUUGCUGCUAGUGCUAUAGCGAGUAAAGCAUUGGUGCUUGAGAGUUUGCGAAGAGGGGUGAAUCAGCAGCAAAACAGUAGGGUGAAUUACAGGCAAUCAAGGCUUUGUUAUGUUAUGAAGUCCUCUGCAAAAGAAAUUGCUUUUGCUCAGCAUUUUCAGCAUGCACUACAAGGUGGAAUUGACAAGCUUGCGGGUGUUAUUGGCCUUACUUUUGGUCCUAGGGAAAGGAAUGUUGUGUUGGAUAAGUGUGGUAGUCCUAAUGUUGUGAAUGAAGAAGUCAAAUUUGGCAGAGCUCUUGAGUUACCGCACGACAUUGGAACUACCAUUGAACGGUUUUGAUGUUGAACAGAGGGCAGUGGUUGCAGUUGAAUUGAAAACAUGCCUUUUCACAAGGUGUAAAGUCUAUAAAAGGAGUUGAGCUCCCUGAAUUGUAAGAGAUCAGAAUUUACAAACAGUCCAAAACCCAAAAAAAGAUUGGAGCCCUGCUCCCAUCUACUUUGCCUUCUCCAUUUGCCAUUUCUAUUGCUGCUUGCAGGUUGAAUAGGGUCAUGAGAUUUGUGAUCCUAGCGUGUGAACUCUGCUUCUGAUUUAUCUUAGGGUUUAGGUAUAUAUUCUGUAGUGAAAAGGCAUGACCUUGAACCUCCCCUUGCAUCCAAGAGUUUGAGUUUUUUAGGUUAUUACAAAUAUUGCUCCAACUCUGUUAUAACCUUUUUUUGUGUUGUCACAAAACAAUUUGAUUAUUUCAGCAAGAAAAUUGGGAUUGCUUGAA
This is a messenger RNA of Pyrus x bretschneideri (Chinese white pear), 1237 nucleotides long. RefSeq names its product ruBisCO large subunit-binding protein subunit alpha, chloroplastic-like. Gene Ontology annotation, molecular function: ATP-dependent protein folding chaperone. The record is from RefSeq and is a predicted model, not a curated record. The transcript is spliced from 2 exons. Bases 340 to 807 code for a protein of 155 amino acids. Gene Ontology annotation, biological process: protein refolding. Lineage: Eukaryota; Viridiplantae; Streptophyta; Magnoliopsida; Rosales; Rosaceae.